Molecule: messenger RNA, 468 nt
Organism: Myzus persicae (green peach aphid)
Lineage: Eukaryota; Metazoa; Arthropoda; Insecta; Hemiptera; Aphididae
Exons: 7
Coding region: 52-384 (110 amino acids)
Source: RefSeq, a predicted model, not a curated record
GUGUUGUUCAACGCUCACAUUAGUUUUCUUAUAUUCUUAUAUUAAAUCAAAAUGUUUUCUUUAAAGCAUAAUUUAAUAACGAUUGCAAUUAUAAUUUUUUUAAAUUGUAGUUCAAGUUCAGCUACUAAUUAUAAUGAAGCUACUAAGAGAAUCAUAUUUAGCAAUUGCAUUGAUAACAAAACACAAGAUAUGGCGAUUACAGCUGCCGAUACUUUUCAUGGUACACCAGAAUUUAGAGAUGCAUACAAAGCAUUUAUCCCAGUCCGUGGAGGCGGGGACGCAGGACCGUUAUUUGCAUUUUGUUCCUAUUUUAGAGACAAAUGCAUUCAAAUUUUUGAACGUGAACUAAUUAUUACCAAUGAUGAAGGCCAAAUAGUGGUUUAAGAGGAAGAUGACUGCAAUAUGUUAUUAAAUUAAUUCAUUAUUAAUUUUUAAUUUGUCAAAUUUACAAAAUUUUAGUUUUAAUUA